Molecule: messenger RNA, 1885 nt
Organism: Trichoderma reesei QM6a
Lineage: Eukaryota; Fungi; Ascomycota; Sordariomycetes; Hypocreales; Hypocreaceae
Exons: 5
Coding region: 383-1885 (500 amino acids)
Source: RefSeq, a predicted model, not a curated record
GCCUAGCUGUACAGCCGUUCCUCUAUCCCCUCGUUACAUCACACCAUAACAUAUCGAACCUUUGUUGAAGCUUCGACAUCCUCUCACUUAUACAAUCCUUAACUACUAUUUUGACUACUUUGUCACGUCCAUAGCUGCAUUUAUAUGUCCGUAUAGGUCUACAGUUACGCUCCACACGUGACCCGCGAAGAAUGGUCAAAGAGGGAUAGAACACUCAUCACUGCCAACGCCGGCUUAUAAGUUGCAAUUCGAGUUGCAUCACAAUCACGCGUCGAACAAGACAAAUCCACAAUAACAUCUCGCUAUCUUUGACGUGGCAGUCAACCUCGCCGUAUGCUUUGCCAUCUCAGCCUCUUUCUAGUCACCAGAUUUGCAUAACGCGAUGUCGCUACCCUCCAAGUCUUCCGCGUGGCUUCGGCCGCGGGAUGCUUCCCUUGGCUUCCUGAUAUAUAUCACCAUCGCCACCUUGUGCUUGUUCAUCGGCACAUCUUCCGCCGCAGCAGCGAGCGAUCGAACUGGCAACUGGACCUCCCUGACCUGUUCAGAUCCGGCCGUGCAGGAUGCUCUCUAUAUGGGCUGCGCCCAGCGCUGGUCCGAGUUGGACGCCGACGACGCUUGGAAGGACGUCAUCCGAGUAUGGACUCAGCACGACGAGGGCAAAACCACGUUCAGCGUGUCCGUCAUGAACACGCUCCAUGCCCCUAACGAAACGGACUGCGGGUUAAUCGCUCCCGAAGGCAACUGUGAUCAGACCCAAACUUGCGGCUAUAUUCUAAGCAGUAACGGUACCGGUGCUACGGGGCCCGCGGCCUAUCUGAUCUAUGAAUCCCUCGUGGCCAUCAACGAGAUGUACUACAACCUCUACAAUGCAAUUCAGGAUGCCGCACAAGAUAUCGUCCUCUUCUCGAUUCUACCCAUGGAGCAAGCAUUUGCACCGGUGCCUCCGAAACCCGCCGCCGAGUGGCUACCAAUAUUGCGCAACAUGCUGGAUCUCGGCGUCAGGGCAAUCUCCGCAUCAUUCUUCAACGCGCUUUUUGGUUCUUCGCAAGCUCUUGGCAACCGUGUAGACGCCGACACGGCCAGGAACAUCACGUAUGCCAGCCUCGCGUUGACAACCGCAAGCGUUUCCGCUACGAUUGAUGGUAGUUCAAAGAAGCAAUGGACACCAAAGUCUCAAACAACCUUCAGUUCCACCGUGGGACAGGUCUUCUCCGGCUGGGCUACCAUCGUUGAAAAUCAGCUCUAUACUCUAUUCGAUGGAUCUGAAGCCUCUGUCAAACUCCUCGGCUCAAUGAUGGCCAAUGGCCAUCUCCUCGACUGUAACGGUACUAGCCCCGUGGAUGCCUACGACUUUACCAACGACCUGGAGAAGUUCAUCCAAAAAGCCUUUUACGCGUUCGCCAUCCCGGCCCUCUGGACCGUCUCCGGCACCAAUGCCUUCGUCGUCGACUCGGGCUAUCCCUGCGGCACGGUCAACCCACUGACCAAUUACAUGACCGAGGACACCCAAGAAGCCACCUAUUCAUGCCACAACAACAGCUUGUACUAUCUAGUCUAUCCCGGCGGUGGCUCACAUGGCCAAUUCGCCGCACCGCCAGGACUUGACGGCCUCGCCAAGGGGUACUGGGGCAACCUCUCCCUGUCCGACCUCAUCGCGGGAUCCGUCAACACGUACGUCGCCAACGGCAACACCAACGGGGGCGCCCCCGCCAACCAGCAGAACCAGCAGACUCUGCAGGACCUCGCAAGCCAGGACGUUACGACCCCCGGCUUCAUCACCCUCCCGGUGUGCAGCGCUCAGGUCGCCUUCGCCUCGUGGUCGAGCCCAUCGCGGUCCAACUCCAGCGCUCCAGGCUAUCCCUGCAACCCGCUACAGGGCUCGUAA